AGAUCAGCUUCAUGAAUAUUCACGUUUCACCAAAAUGCAUCCUGACUAUGGAUCAGUGAUGUCAGCGGUCCCUGGAAUGCUCCAUUGUAUUUCGUGUUAUCGUGUCGCCUUGUUUGAUGGCAGCUGGUGAGACAUCUGAUGAAAAGAGCAUCCUUCGUCGUGCAUGACCUUUCCCUCGUCUUCAUAUCACUGUCCGUGGGCACGUCUCUCACAUGUCACGCUAAGGUGACUUUCAAGCAGUUUUUUCCACUUUUGCGCACAAUGUCGGAACGGCACAAGGAUGUACAUCGGGGACGCAGUGGCCAAGCAGACCGCCCUGGCUGUGUGUGAGGACAUAUGCAAACUGUCAGUGUCAUAAUGGACAGGUUGCACUCCUCCAUGCGUAAAAGGCUCUACAGUUUGCCACAGCACACUGGACAGAAAUCAUCUAUGAUGGGUGAAGGAGAAGACGCAGACAAGGACACCCGGAGGAAGAGCAUUAGGAUGAAGCCUAUACCAUCACCGUCGCCGACCUCUGGGGGAAGCUGCAAAGGCAUCGGGGAGACCAAAAGUGGGGAGUCUGUGAUCAUGGAGACGGACAUCGGGAGACCGAUGAAGACCAGCUCAAAUGGAGAUUGCCGGAGGUUCCGAGGCAGCCUCUCGUCAAUCACAAGUCGGCAUGUGCACGACUCGGAGUCGGCGGAGGAGAGGCGCCUCAUCAACGAGGGGGAUGUCACCCCGAGCGAAGAGAGCCCCCAUGGAGCCGUCGGUGAUGGACAGCUGGAUCAAGGUGCGCAAGGGGCCAGUGGCGGCGGUGUUACCCAAAACGACUCCCCAGACCAGCAGUCAGGGUUUAUAAAGUUGGAUGGCAUUGAUCAAAUUCUGCCGGACGACGAGAGAUUAUAUCAAGCUGGGUUCAUACACAGGCAGUUUGGAGCAAUGCUUCAACCAGGGGUCAACAAGUUCUCACUGAGGAUGUUUGGAAGUGAGAAGGCGGUUGAACGGGAACAAGAGCGGGUUAAGUCCGCCGGAUUUUGGAUAAUUCACCCGUACAGUGAUUUCAGGUUUUACUGGGACUUGACCAUGCUGCUGCUAAUGGUGGGCAACCUCAUCAUCAUCCCUGUGGGCAUCACAUUUUUCAAGGACGAGCACACCCCCCCCUGGAUUGUGUUCAAUGUAGUAUCCGACACCUUCUUCCUCAUGGACCUGGUCCUUAACUUCAGGACUGGUAUUGUCAAGGAGGACAACACAGAGAUUAUCCUGGAUCCACAACAGAUCAAGAUCAAGUACUUGCGGAGCUGGUUUGUGGUGGACUUCAUCUCUUCAAUCCCUGUGGACUACAUAUUUCUCAUUGUGGAGACACGUAUUGACUCAGAUUUCUACAAGACGGCUCGCGCCUUGCGAAUUGUUCGCUUCACCAAGAUCCUCAGCCUGCUGCGUCUCCUGCGCCUCUCUAGACUUAUUCGCUACAUCCACCAAUGGGAAGAGAUUUUUCACAUGACUUAUGACCUGGCCAGCGCCAUGGUGAGGAUAGUGAACCUGAUCGGCAUGAUGCUGCUGCUGUGUCACUGGGAUGGCUGCCUGCAGUUCCUGGUGCCCAUGCUGCAGGACUUCCCUGCUGACUGUUGGGUAUCAAAAAAUAAGAUGGUGAAUGACACAUGGGGACAGCAGUACUCCUACGCACUUUUCAAGGCUAUGAGUCACAUGCUGUGUAUUGGGUAUGGCAUGUACCCCCCGGUGGGCAUGACAGAUGUGUGGCUGACCAUCCUCAGCAUGAUCGUAGGUGCUACCUGCUAUGCCAUGUUUGUGGGCCAUGCGACUGCACUAAUCCAAUCUCUGGACUCAUCUCGACGGCAGUACCAGGAAAAGUACAAACAGGUGGAGCAGUACAUGUCCUUUCAUAAGCUACCCGCAGAUAUGAGGCAGAGAAUCCAUGACUACUACGAGCACCGUUACCAGGGCAAGAUGUUUGAUGAGGAGAGCAUCCUGGGAGAGCUCAACGAACCACUCCGAGAGGAAAUCAUCAACUUUAACUGUCGAAAGCUGGUGGCAUCCAUGCCUCUGUUUGCCAACGCCGACCCCAACUUUGUCACCUCCAUGCUCACCAAGCUGAAGUUUGAGGUGUUCCAACCUGGGGAUUACAUCAUCAGGGAGGGCACCAUUGGCAAGAAAAUGUACUUCAUACAACAUGGGGUUGUCAGUGUACUAACCAAAGGCAAUAAGGAGACCAAGCUCUCAGAUGGUUCCUACUUUGGGGAAAUUUGUUUGCUGACACGAGGCAGAAGGACAGCCAGUGUCCGAGCAGAUACUUACUGUCGUCUGUACUCACUGUCUGUGGACAACUUCAAUGAGGUGCUGGAGGAAUAUCCUAUGAUGAGAAGGGCCUUUGAGACUGUUGCCCUUGACAGGCUGGACCGUAUUGGCAAGAAAAAUUCCAUCCUGCAGCACAAGGUGCAACACGAUCUCAGCUCUGGUGUACUUAACUACCAGGAGAAUGAAAUCAUCCAGCAGAUUGUGCAGCACGACAGGGACAUGGCCCACUGCGCCCACCUCAUGCAGAAUGCUCCACCCCAGACACCUCCAUCACCUACCCCUGUCAUCUGGGCUCCCCUCAUCCAGGCCCCUCUCCAAGCAGCGGCCGCCACCACCUCAGUAGCUAUUGCCCUGACACACCAUCCCCACCUCCCACCAACACUCUUCAGGCCUCCAGUUUCUGUUCUGGGGUCCCUAAAGGACCCUCCCAGCUGUCUUAGGAAGUUCCACCCAUUUGUUCCUUCAUCAACAGCACCUGGCUCUGCUGGGGACUCUUCCUCUAGUACCCCGUCUAAACUGCACACAGGGGUGGACAUGCCAUUGUUGGCCUCUUUUCGGGCCCAGCAUAUGAUGUCAGAUUCAACAGGCCAGCAAGCUUCAGGUAGCGGAGGCCAACACAGACUUAGUGGGGCUGGGUCAAAGUCCAGUGGAGCAGGGCCUUCUGCCUUUCCCUUUGGAGCAUACUCAUCCUCUGUUUCACCCUCAUCUAGCAUGGCCCAGCUACACACACAACCACAGCAUCAACAGCCCUUUUGCUCCAGCACCCCACCUCUCUCACACCUCUUCCACCAAGGGUCUACAAGUGGAAGCACAGGGUCAGGAAUAAGUGCUGGGGCGAUUGGAGCCUGUGGUGGUACUACAGGGUGGUCUUCAGGUGGAGCAGUUGGAGGUUCUGUGGAAGGAGACACUGCUUGGGCUGGAGACGACUUUACAACUGGAACAACAGAAGGAACACCUGGGGGGCACUUUGGGUUGGGAGGAGCUAUUGGGGGAUCAGAAGCAGGGCUGUCAGGGGAAUCAAUGGGAGAGAUAUCUGAAGGACCAGUGAGUGCAGGUUGUGGCAGAUUAGCAGGUGGGGCAUCACAUGGAUCAACAGAGAGCAUUACUUGUGGGACAAUAGGAGAUGCAACCAGGAGAUCAAUGAUAAUGACUUCCAGAGUAUCAAUGGGAGGGGGCACUGGAGAAUCACUGGUAGUGACAACCUCUGGAGGAUCAUUAGAGAGGGCUUCUUGUGCAUCAAUAGGAGUGGUUUCUGGGGGAUUAUCAGGAGGGGCCUCUGGGGGGCCCCCUGGAGCGCUUUCUGGUGAGUCAGUGGUAGGGAAUCCUGGAGGGCUGGUGGGAAGGGCCUCUGGUGGAUCAACAACUAGCCAUAUAGGAGGAGGUUCAAGUGUGCCAGGGGCAGGGGCAACUGGGGGACAUUCUGGCAGAGCAGCAGGUGGGACAGUAAGGAGCCAUAUAGCAGGGUCUGCAGCUUUUUCUGUAGGAGGGUCUUCUGGAGGAAUUACAGCUGGACUUAUUUGUUCCUCUCGUUGUCAGAGUCCCGUAUCUACUGGCUCGUUCAGUCCUUUGCCAGGUCCACUACUCCACAGCCAGGCACCUCCUAAACCUCCUCAGGUGGUUCCUCUGCAGCAGUUUGCUGGGGGAGGCAGGACUACCAGUGGCUUAAACCUCUUCCAUUCUCCUCCACAAGGCUCCCCGUCUUCUAGUAGAGGACAGAACAGCCAGCACCCUGCUGAGGGGUCCCCAUCUUCCCUCAUCCAUUGUAGCCUGUCAGGCCUCCAGUCUGGCCUCCUGCCUCACCAGAUGUCACUGGAGAGAUCUGCCCUGGCCUCACUUACCCAGUAUGGUUCAGCAAACACCUCUCCCUGCCUUACCCCAGUAGCACCAAGCCCAACUAUUCAAAGCCCAGUGGCAGGCAGGACCUUUCACUACAGUGACCCCUCUAGUGCCACAGGAUCACACAGUUCUCUGCUAAUGCCACAGUCUUCUCUCCCUUCGCAGCUUCUUAGCCAGCUACACACAACAGGGAGAGAUUCUCUACUGAAUCGCUUUUCUGAGGACCUAAAACUUUUAUCCAGCUCACACCCAUCUCUGCCCCAGGAGGUGGCCCAGGCCUUAGGCCACAAAACUCCUCACUCUUCUGUGGAAACUGGAUGUUAUCCCUCACCCUUUUCUUCUCCCACUCUUGUGCCCAAACCUAGUAGCACAGUGCCGGGCCACAUGACUCCUCCCAUCCAGACAUCUCUGAGGGACUCUCACCAGACUCACUCCUCUGGGGCCUCCCCAGCCUUGCCACUGAGGAGGGGCUCUGCUGCCUAUUCAUCAGAUCUAGAACCUCAAACUGUCCGCUCUAAGCUUCCUUCCAAUUUGUGAGGAUUUAUCACACCCUCCUGUGCUCCUCCAAACUGAAACACACACAAACUAUCUCCUUGUGUGGUGUUCUUUUCUUUGUGUCUUCAGACUUCACUGUGUUCCACCUCUCAUUUUACCAGGAUAUUGAAUUUACUGUGAUUUAAAAGACACUUUACUGAGUAACUCUCGAAGCUUUAGAAUACUCUAUAUUUGUUUUAGGCUUUGUUCUCUUUUUUCACAUAUAAUGUAUAUAGAAGGAUAUAUAUUUAAAUGAUAAGUUAGUCAAGGGACUAGGAGGGUGUGGAAAAAGAUCUCCAUUUAAAGAAUAUUUCUAUAACUAUGCCAAAUUUUUCUGGUGAUGUUUGAGAAGACAGUUAAGUGGAUUAAACAAUAGUACCCUUUUUUCUGCAGGAACCUAUGCACUAAUACCUGCAUGUAUAAAAGCUUUUUGUGUGUUUCAAAAAAUUAUCUAAAUUUUUAGCUAAAACAGUAUGCUUCAAGAGAGGCUAACUCUUGUAACAUCUCAUUUAGGAUCACAUAUUGUUGAUCCUUAAAUGUAUCUAAUGGAUUGUACUUAUUUAUCCUCCUGUAUAAACUUUUCGAAACCUUAUGAGAAAUGGAGAAGAGAUUUGAGGAAACCAAAAAGACAUUUUCUGUGGGGUAAUGAUUCACCUCCUCUUGGCCCAUCGAUCCAAUUUUAUACCACUUUAUCAUAAAAGUACUGUUUUUUUAAGCAGGGGAAGGGGGUUUCAGCAAGCUACCCUCCAUCUCAAUAUUGAGACAUAACAGUAUGUGAGUGACUGGCUUUCUGCAAAUUCCUAAACAAUGUCUUAAGAAGCUCACUUUGUCUUCCAAGCUCAUGUUGCUAAUGUGUGUAGAAAGCAUGUUGGCAAGACUUUUCCCUGAUCAAAAAGAAGUUUGCCUUUUUCACUAAAAAAGAAGAACUUCCAUGAACUUCAGCUUGUGUGUUGCAUUGUGCAGCACUCAGACCAAUCAAAAAUAAUAAAAAAGAAAAGGAUAACUUCAGGUCAAGACUUUCGGUUAUUUAGCAAAUAUACUCUAGGACAUACAAGUACACAAUCUGGAACAUCUGAAAAGUGCUGGAAAAGGAAAUAUACCACUUGAUAUUUAAUUUGUGCAUUACUGCUUUUACUGUAGCACUACACUGUCAAAAUAGAAAUAUCUCCUCAUUGAAUGCUAGUGUGGAGUUUGAGAUGUUGAAUGUAUGUACAUUUGUUGAUGCUAAAAGUACUGUAGCUAUGGGAGAUACACUGAAGGCACAGUGCCCCAGGAGAUUAAGACUGUUCCAUAACUAAAAAGGCCAUUGGUUCAAUAUCUUUGACAGACAUUUUCAUCAGCAGCCAUUUCUCCUGCCAAAGUGUCCUUUAGUAAGACACAGAACUGCUACCAACUAAGUUGUCCUAGGGAAUCUGGAUAUACGUAGUUGCCUACAGCUACCCUCUAUUUACUGCAUAAGCUCAGUAAAGUGGAGGCAUACAAUUGCAUUGGAGCUGGUAUAUCCUGGGAGAAACCGCAAGUUAUUUGAAAAGCAGACUUCAGUUUUCAUUGCAUUGCUGCUGGUAUUUCUGAAUACAUAUAAUGUACACUACAUGCAAAGAGCUAAUCAACAUGAUACCUUCCUCUACUGCAUUCUGCAGUAGAGAAAAGUGCCACUAACUCCCAAAGGAAAAAGCUUGCUUCUACAUGUUUGUGUGCAGCUUAUCAGCAACACAGACCACUCAGACAGCUGCAUCCCUAACUCAGUCACAUCACUCAGCCACAACAACCUAAUUUAACAAGACAUGACUGUAAUCCCUCGACCCUCCCAGACUAUCAUGGACUCACGCACAGGUUCACAGUGACCACACUCUUCCCUCAUUACAGUUCCCAUAAGUCUCUAUAACAAGGGAUGGCAUGGAAUGACACAUACUUGCAUGAGUGCACAUUUACAAACAUGCCCACAAACACAGGACCACACUAUGGGUAAAUCUCAGUUUCCUUAAUUGUAUUCAUGUUUCCUUCCCUUGCAUCUUUUUCUUGUGUCUUACUCCCACCCACAUAAAGUGUGAAGAAAAGAUUAGGGAAAAUUGAGGGAACGUUUUUACAGACAUGAGGCAUCCUUUUGUCAGAUCCAUCGUCUGAAUCAUCCAAUCACCAGCUGGUUUCCAAGAAAGGGGUAUGUCAGUCCAUAAAAGUUGCAUGAAGAAUGCUCUUGUGUAGCCUCCAUCAUGUCUUCUCCAUGCAGCCUUCUUGUUUCUUGAUUCUUAAAUCAGGAAUAAGAGCUUUGGGACAUCUUCAGUUCUCACUCAGCUGGAACAACUUCUGGGUCGAGUGAGGAUCGAGGACCAAGGAAUGAUCAAAUAAGGGAAUUGGGAUUUACCUAAAGACUCCUCCUGGCAGGAGAGGAAAAAAAGUUUUCAUCCAUAACAAUUUAUGUUUUGAAAAUAUCCCUGACUGAAUUUGCAGCUGGAAAAUCUAUGACCAGUUGAUUUUCUACCUUACUGCUUUCAGAUCAGCCAGGCUAGUUUACAUAGCAAGGAGUUCAUAUCAGCUUUCUUAUUAUGGAUUUAAUAUGUGGUUUUUGCUCUAGUCAUGAUGCAUGCAUUGCAACUCCAGGUGAACAUGACAUAAUAAUGUAACCUUUACAUUUUAAAUACGUUUUUGAUCACAAGCAACUUGCUCCGAGUGGAAAUGUUUGCACUUCUACAUUACCAUAUUAAUCAAUAUCCUCAUUGCUUGUGUUGUUGAAUGUUGAAUGGUUUCUUCAUUUGUGUUUGGAUUCCAGUACAAAAAACAAAAAUGCAGUUUUCCUACAGCAGUGAAUAUGAGAAAAUAUAGCAACAAUCAAUGGAAACAAUGGUAAGCAUGUGGCUUCAUUGUCUCAUUAUUUCGGUGCAACUGAAACAGCAAAGAUUAUUCUUAUUUGCAAGUACAGGCAAAAACAGUAGCUGAUGCAAAAUAUCCAGACAUGAUGUGUGUUGCCACUUAUUCUAUGAAAUGUAGAAUAUAAUCAUCUGAUAUAGAUAAGAACUGAUUAUUUAGCUUAUCAUUACAGAAUUACACAGGUGAAACUAGUAAUUGAUCAUUUUUGUGUUUGGAUAUACACAGAGCUGGCAUUACUAUGGAGCAGUGUUUGUUCAGCUCACUCAUCUCGUUUACAUUGGCAGUAAACAGCUAUUUUAAAGGCUUUGAAACAUUUAUGUUAGCCUUGCACCUCACGGUACUAAGCCCAGGAAUCUUUAGAGUUUAGACUACCAUCUACAGGGGCAAAGAGGUGGGAGGGACAGAAUUCACCAACAGAAUGGCAUAAAAUUAAACACGCUGAAUUGUUGCACUUCUGGAAUGUUGAUAGUCUGCACACAGUUAAACCUUGACCCUCCUGUACCUGUUGGCUUUGCUGUGCACCAAAGCAAACAGACUGCUGUGCCACACACAUCAGGAACACAUCCCUUUUUCUCCUCACAGUAUGACCUUAUUACAGUAUGGUGCUGGAGAACAGUUUGAAGCCGGUCUAUGAGACUACGGUGUAGAUGUGAGGAGAUGCUGAUGCUCUGAGACAGUGAUGUGGUCAGAUAGCCAUGGGGACAAUAGGUAGACAGGCACCCCAUGGGGUAUUCUGACAGGGUACUUGUUUCUGGGUGGGACUUGUGGCAUUUCACCCUAGUGCUAUUGGAUGCUUGCCUCUGUGGCAUUGAUUGAGAGGAUAUGAGUGAGCGCUGUCAUGUAGCUAACAGCUAGUGUUUGUGUGUGUGUGUGCAACUGUGUUUCCCCUGCUGCCUGGCUGGGGGUGGGUGUUCUGUAAGGAGGGACAGAAAGGGACAGAUUAGAGUUUAUGGAGACAUAGACAUUGGGCAAGGGUUGUUUACUAGACCUAAACUUGGUCUGUUCAUUAUGACAUUCAUUCAUUAUCACAGAUUUGUGAUUCUGAGGAGUGGUGGGUGGACACAGUGUGUCAGUAGAAUCUGCAUGAUGUCCUGCCUGUCUCACCUGGGCCAGCAUCUCUGAAAAAUCUCCUGUCUUUGAGGUUUUUAUGCAAGAAAACUGCCAUUUUAAUGAAAUUAAGAAUUGAUAACCAUGCAGCUUUGAAAUGGACAGGAAAAUAGAUUUCAAAAUCUUUAGGAUCAUGAAAUUUUCUCAACUCACUGACGACCAUGUAAUGCUUCAUUCUGUAAAGACAUGAGAAUAACAAGGUUUUCACCUGACUGAUUUUCUAUUUCCAUCCUCCCAAACUAUUUGAUGCAACUGAAUCUGUAGCAUAAUGAAGUAUAGGGAGACUGUAUUUUUACAAGGAAUCAGCUGGGAAUAAGCCAAGGAGGGUUUGAAACUUUGUGUCUUUUGAGACAAGCAAAUAAACAAAAACAACAGUGACUCACUUGCAUAUGCAGGGAACUAUUUUCAUUACACCUCAUCCUGUCACCCAUCUAAAUAUGAUAAGAAAUUUGCUGGUUGAGAACAACAGAGGAAAUAGCAAUGAAGGACCAUGCUCUGCCCAAAUGCUCCAAGCUAGUCUGUUCUGAAAACCUUUCAUUCAAAAUUGUGAAAAUGCUCCUGCCAUGUCUGUGGUGAUUCUGUAAAGUAUUAUUUCAUUUUACAUCAUGCAGUGGUAUGAAAUCUACUUUAAACGAGUCUAGGGCUAUCAAGGACUGAGAAUAAAACUGUGUAUUUGGGGGAAAAAAGGAGCAUCUCGUAUACAUUAAUAACUUCUGAUGGAAGUUAUUAAUCUUGUUCUCUGCCUGAGGCCAUACCUGGCUCUAGCCCUGCUGUUGGCCCUAGCUAGAUAUGUUGUGAGGCAGACAUCAGGUUGCUAAGCUGCUUCAGUGCAGCCCCCUCAUAAAGCUUUGAUGGAGCUCCACAUGGCAACUCUGUACCAUUUCCAAUUCACGGUUGUUUCUGUUAUGCAGCAUUCUCAGAUUCUGUUUUUUUGUGCUUCCAAUUUCACCACCUUAGAUUAGCUUUCCUCUUCCUUUGUGCUGCCCUCCUCACCCAUGAUUGUGGGUUGGUGAACUGGGGAUGCACGCUAAUGAAAUCAUUUGCUGUGAUUGAGGAUUAGAUGUAGCAGCAGCGGAAUCAAACCAGUAAUUUCUCAGGGGGAGGAAGAAACAUGUUUUCCCGUGCCCUUGUUAUUCAUUCAUGACCACAAAUUCCUCUUCCCCUUCCAUAAAUGCUCAAUUUAUUUUCUACACAAGUAUCAGAAUCAGGUGUUUUGUCUGACAGUGUACCUUAGAGUGAUUGGAUAUGAUCUGAAGAUUGCUACAUGAAGUAAAAAUUCCCUUGCUGCUGCUCCAGAGAGAUGGAACAGCAUGACAGUAAUGUUAAUUUGACUACAAAGUGGGCAGUUGAGCAGUGUAACCUGGAUAUGAUGCAGUUUAGGGAUACCAUGCAACAGUGGGGUGCAUAUAUUAUAACGUCCCUCUGAAAGACCACCCACAGCUCCUUCAUGUUAUUGGCACUGUACAGCUUACUGUCAGGUGUCUCUUGUUGUAGCUGUCAGUAUAAAUUCAUUAAUUUAUGCUACUUUACAACUUGGUCAUAUACACGUUUUUCUGUUGGUUGCAGCUGAUCAGAAAAUCCUGUGGUGAAGCCAAAGGUGAAACUGCUUUUCAGUGGAUUAAUGGAGAUAUGAAGGUCUACGUUAAAAAUAAAUCUUGUAGCUACCUUUCAAUUGCUGUAGUAUGUAAUAAAUUUCACUUAAUCUGAUGUUGGGAACAUAAUUUUCACCAGAUACUGAAUUUUACAGACUUAUAAAUUUCCAUAGGACCCAUUUACAUUUCUGUAUUUAUUUUAGACUGUCUUAAUAAGUGUUGUCAUCAUCAGCAUAACAAAUAAUGAUAAGCAACGCUCACCAGAUUCUAUGUACAGGAAUCAUAACAUGUCCAUGGUUUUUAAGGAAACAUCAUUUUCAUUGUAUAAUCUCUCAUGUUUCAUGUUGGUUCAACACUUCUUAUUUGGACACAUGACUAUUUGGGGAGAACAUUAUUUUGACUGCUUUGCUAUUGAUCAAUGAAUAUAAUUUUUUCCCUGCAAUUAACACUGGAACUCUGGAGGAAAAGCAAUAAGGAAACUGUACAGGUAUGGUGUGACUGGAUGGGUACCUGUUUGAGCUGACCCACAUAACAACCACACACACAGUAGCCAUGGCUUGUAGCUUGUGUGGCGGUGAAAGGAGUGGUGC
Molecule: messenger RNA, 10816 nt
Organism: Monopterus albus (swamp eel)
Lineage: Eukaryota; Metazoa; Chordata; Actinopteri; Synbranchiformes; Synbranchidae
Gene: hcn4
Product: hyperpolarization activated cyclic nucleotide-gated potassium channel 4
Exons: 9
Coding region: 337-4665 (1442 amino acids)
Biological process (GO): potassium ion transmembrane transport; sodium ion transmembrane transport; regulation of membrane depolarization
Cellular component (GO): HCN channel complex; axon; dendrite
Molecular function (GO): voltage-gated potassium channel activity
Source: RefSeq, a predicted model, not a curated record